AGUUACUCUCGCUCACUCUUACACUGCAAAUCGCAUUGCGUACGGUCAUAUUCCAUUCGUUUGCACUGCGUGCCUGUGUAUACACACAUUUACUACGAUGACUGUGUGUAAUGACAACCAGCCUUAACUGUCAUACCGAAUCCAAUGGCCAUUUUUUGACACUUUGAACUAGUUGCUUACAAAUGCCGCUUCGACCAAAUUACACACACAGAAAGCGGUGAAUGUCCAAGGCAAUUGUGAUUGUUUUCAUUUAAUUUCCAUUCAAACACAAUAUUUUCAAUUUCUUCAUGAACAAUUUGUGAAUAUUUCGGUGAAACAUGUCGGAUAAUCCAGAAUCACAGACGAUGGAUGUGGAUUUUCCACAAGAGGAUAUCGCUUACGAAGAGGAGAUUUUACGGAAUGCAUACUCAGUGAAACAUUGGUUGCGCUACAUCGAACACAAGAAGAAUUCACCAAAUUUUGGCGUAAAUAUUGUUUUUGAACGUGCACUCAAAGAGUUACCCGGUUCAUAUAAACUGUGGUACAAUUAUUUGCGAACGAGACGCAAGCAAGUCCGUGGCCGAGCCAUAAAUGAUCCGUUGAUUGAGGAAGUGAACAAUGCAUUCGAACGAUCGCUGGUGUUUAUGCACAAAAUGCCACGCAUUUGGAUGGAUUACUGUUCGUUUAUGGUGAAUCAAUGUAAGAUAACAAGAACGCGUCACGUAUUCGACCGGGCAUUGCGUGCGCUGCCAAUUACACAGCACCAUCGAAUUUGGCCACUCUACUUGAGUUUCCUCAAGAAAUUUGACAUUCCGGAAACAGCGGUGCGAGUUUAUCGUCGUUACUUGAAACUUUAUCCCGAAGACAGUGAAGAGUACAUUGAAUAUCUCACGGAUGCCGGUCGAUUGGAUGAGGCAGCACAACAAUUGGCAUCGGUCGUUGACAAUGAGCAUUUUGUAUCGAAACACGGCAAAUCAAACCAUCAACUGUGGAACGAAUUAUGCGAAUUGAUAUCAAAGAACCCAGAUAAAGUGCAUUCGCUGAAUAUUGAUGCCAUUAUUCGUGGUGGUUUGCGUCGGUACACCGAUCAAUUGGGUCAUCUCUGGACAUCGCUAGCAAAUUACUAUGUGAGAAGCGGUUUGUUUGAUCGUGCCCGUGACAUUUACGAGGAAGCCAUCCAAACGGUGACAACGGUGCGUGAUUUUACUCAAGUGUUUGAUGCAUACGCCCAAUUCGAGGAACUGAGUUUGAGCAAGAAAAUGGAAGAGCUGGCAAACAGAGCAAAUGCAAGCGAAGAAGAUGAAAUUGAUGUUGAUUUGCGAAUGGCACGUUUUGAAUACCUCAUGGAUCGUCGUUUGCUGUUGCUCAACAGUGUUUUGCUGCGUCAAAAUCCACACAACGUUCCCGAAUGGCAUAAACGCGUACAAUUGUACGAGGGAAAACCGCAUGAAAUCAUUUCCACGUACACAGAGGCUGUUCAAACCGUGCAACCGAAGUUGGCCGUUGGUAAAUUGCACACGCUAUGGGUUGAGUUUGCGAAAUUCUACGAAAAGAAUGACCAAAUCGACGAUGCUCGCAUUGUUUUCGAAAAGGGUACCCAGGUGGAGUAUAUAAAAGUGGACGAUUUGGCGGCCGUGUGGUGUGAAUGGGCCGAAAUGGAAGUGCGUCAAGAGCAAUACGAAAGUGCAUUGAAACUCAUGCAACGCGCUACGGCAAUGCCUAAACGAAAGGUUGCCUAUCACGACGAAAAGGAAUCCGUUCAAAUGCGUUUGUAUAAAUCACUGAAACUAUGGGCCACUUAUGCAGACUUUGAGGAGAGUUUUGGCACAUUCAAAACGUGCAAAGCCGUUUACGAUCGCAUAAUCGAUUUGAAAAUCUGCACACCACAAAUCAUCAUCAACUAUGGCAUGUUUCUGGAGGAGAAUAACUACUUUGAAGAGGCGUUCCGUGCCUAUGAAAAGGGCAUUGCACUGUUUAAAUGGCCAAAUGUCUAUGACAUUUGGAAUAUUUAUCUAACCAAAUUUUUGGCACGUUAUGGUGGCAGCAAAUUGGAACGUCUUCGCGAUUUGUUUGAACAAUGUUUGGAAAAUUGUCCACCCGAGUUGUGUAAAUGUUUCUAUUUGCUGUAUGCAAAACUGGAGGAAGAGCAUGGUUUGGCCCGUCAUGCAAUGGCUGUAUACGAACGUGCAACGACUGCGGUCAAAGACACUGAAAUGACCGAUAUGUUCAAUAUUUAUAUCAAGAAAGCGGCCGAAAUCUAUGGACUGCCACGCACUCGGCAAAUAUUCGAAAAGGCCAUUGAAGUAUUGCCCGAGGAUAAAGCGCGUGAUAUGUGCAUACGAUUCGCUGAAAUGGAAACGAAACUCGGUGAAAUCGAUCGGGCACGUGCCAUUUAUGCGCAUUGCAGUCAAAUGUGCGAUCCUCGAAUCACCGCCGAAUUCUGGCAAACGUGGAAAGAGUUUGAAAUUCGGCAUGGUAACGAAGAUACAAUGCGUGAAAUGUUGCGUAUCAAACGUAGUAUUCAGGCGACAUACAAUACACAGGUCAAUAUGAUGGCGGCACAAAUGAUGGGCACGGGCGCACCGGCCAUUGAACCACCCAAAGAUGGUAUGCGCCUUUUGGAAGCCAAAGCCAAAGCCAUGGAAAGCAAACCAGCCGCACCAGCCAAAGCAUCCAACAAUAAUAUUAUGUUUGUACGAGGCGAAACCACCGGACUCACUGAGAAAGAUAAGGUCGUCAAUCCGGAUGAAAUCGACAUCGACGAUGAUGAUGACGAUGAGGAAGAGGAGGAGGAGGAAGGAGAAGAGAAUAACGAUGCAAUAAAUGAUAAUGUCGAAGCGAAAGUCAUUAAAAACAUCGAAAAACAAGCAAUCCCCGAAAAAGUGUUCGGCAGCUUGAAGAGAAAACACGAUAACAGCGAUGAUGAUGACUAAAUGUUCCGUUUGAGUUUCAAUUUCUAUGAACGUUUUUUUUUUUCAUUUGAUUUUAACUGUAAUUGAUGGAUUUAUUAAUUAAAAUUGGAAUAACUUUUCAGAGAA
This is a messenger RNA of Sitodiplosis mosellana (orange wheat blossom midge), 3017 nucleotides long. It is a transcript of the gene fand, whose product is annotated as pre-mRNA-splicing factor syf1 homolog. Lineage: Eukaryota; Metazoa; Arthropoda; Insecta; Diptera; Cecidomyiidae. The coding region runs from base 318 to 2912 and encodes 864 amino acids. The transcript has 2 exons. The record is from RefSeq and is a predicted model, not a curated record. Gene Ontology annotation, cellular component: U2-type catalytic step 2 spliceosome; post-mRNA release spliceosomal complex; Prp19 complex. Gene Ontology annotation, molecular function: protein binding. Gene Ontology annotation, biological process: mRNA splicing, via spliceosome; generation of catalytic spliceosome for first transesterification step.